Molecule: messenger RNA, 1572 nt
Organism: Radiomyces spectabilis
Lineage: Eukaryota; Fungi; Mucoromycota; Mucoromycetes; Mucorales; Radiomycetaceae
Product: acetyl-coenzyme A transporter 1-domain-containing protein
Exons: 7
Coding region: 1-1572 (523 amino acids)
Cellular component (GO): membrane
Molecular function (GO): acetyl-CoA transmembrane transporter activity
Source: RefSeq, a predicted model, not a curated record
AUGGAUCCCCAGUUGACCACCACAACGCAGCGACGGAAAGAAUUACAUACAGAUGAAGAUAAAGAAGAAUUUCAGCUCGAUUCCUUGAAUAAAGAUCAUCCUACCGAUCAGGAACAUACGACGGCAGAGUCACUUAGUCCCAAAGACUACGGCAACUUUACUUUACUUGUCAUUCUAUAUUUACUCCAAGGUGUCCCUGUUGGUUUGUCGUUUGGUUCCAUCCCUUUUCUUUUAAAGUCACAACUCUCCUACUCUCAAAUUGCCGUUUUUUCCCUCUCUUCCUGGCCAUACUCCCUCAAAUUGUUAUGGUCACCUAUUGUCGAUGCGAUCUAUACUCCUUCGCUGGGACGACGAAAAUCGUGGAUUGUUCCUAUUCAAAUUCUGACCGGGUUUCUGUUCUUUUGGCUGGGCGGAAAUAUCGAUGCCAUGAUGUCGGCCGAGCAUAUUCCCAUCUAUGAACUGACAGUUUCCUUUUUGAUUACCAUCUUCUUUUGUGCCACGCAGGACAUUGCCGUCGACGGAUGGGCAUUAACCUUACUUUCCAAAGAAAGUCUCUCAUACGCUUCCACGGCUCAGACCAUUGGUUUGAACACGGGCUAUUUCCUUUCUUUCACGGUCUUUCUUGCAUUCAACUCUUCCGAAUUCAGUAACAAGUACCUGCGCAUCGUUCCUCAAGACACUGGUGUCUUGUCUCUCGGCGCUUACAUGAAAUUUUGGGCAUUCAUGUAUCUUGUCAUUACUGCUUGGCUUGUCAUUGUAAAGAAAGAGGAUGAAGCCCAUUCAGAAGAUGACGAUCUAGGCGUGAAAACAGUCUACACGACCAUUUGGAAAAUCUGCAAAUUGCCUCAUUUGCGCUCCUUUAUUAUGGUACUGCUGGUGUCCAAGCUGGGCUUCAUUUGCCAUGAAGCAGUGACGUCUUUGAAACUGCUGGAAAAAGGCUUUCAAAAGGAAGAUUUGGCUUUGGCGGUCCUGCUCGAUUUUCCGUUGCAGGUUUUCUUUGGCUAUUAUGCGGCAAAGUGGUCUAAUGGAGCGCGUCCGUUGAAACCCUGGCUUUAUGCAUUUUAUGGUCGUUUGCUCUUUUCUGGAUUGGGCAUGCUGGUCGUUGCUGCAUAUCCAGAGGGCAAAGACAUUGGAUUCAUGUACUUUGGUGUUAUUCUCGCUUCAACCGUUCUCAGCUCGUUCAUGUCCACGGUUCAAUUCGUGAGCAUCUCUGCCUUUAUGACCAGUAUCGCCGAUCCUUAUAUCGGCGGCACCUACAUGACCCUAUUGAAUACAUUCAGUAACUUUGGUGGUACUUGGCCCAAAUUCUUUGUUUUGGAGGCGGUCGAUUACUUCACCGUUGGUACUUGUUCUAUGCCCAAUGAGCAACAAAAUGCCUUUUCUUGCAUAUCCGAAGAGGGAAAGAGCUUGUGCAAAGAACUGGGCGGUACAUGUAUGGUUCAGCAAGACGGCUAUUACAUCGUUGGCACGGUCAGUGUGGCGCUCGGUCUUGCCAUGCUGUUGUUCUAUAUUCGCCCUACUGUACAACGAUUGGAAACGAUAUCCAAGCGUCUUUGGCGCUUAAAACAAUAA